Messenger RNA from Ylistrum balloti, 993 nucleotides. RefSeq lists its product as uncharacterized. The transcript has a single exon. The record is from RefSeq and is a predicted model, not a curated record. Gene Ontology annotation, molecular function: dioxygenase activity. Lineage: Eukaryota; Metazoa; Mollusca; Bivalvia; Pectinida; Pectinidae. The coding region runs from base 1 to 993 and encodes 330 amino acids.
AUGACGUCGGAGUCGUUGGAACUGCCGAACAUAGACGUGUCAAAUAUACGCACAGACCGAGUAGCAUUGUCUAAAAGCUUGGUUGAUGCACUCGAGAACGUAGGAUUUCUGACGGUAGAUAACGUUAAAGGACUCGAUUUCGACAUUCUUCUCAAGGCUUGUAAGUGGUUUUUCAGUCGGCCAUAUGAAAAGAAGAAACUGUUACUGCGUAAGCAAUGGGCUCCAGAAAAUAGCAACAUGUUCCGUGGCUAUUUCCCUGUGAUCGAAGGAGAACCAAGCAGAAAAGAAGGAUUUGAAUUUGGACCUGUGUACCCGGAAUUUGACAGGAAAACGACACCUGCGCCAUGGAUUUACGAGGAGAACGUUUGGCCUGAAGAAGAUGGCACUUUGGAGUUCAAAGCCGAGCUGACGAAAGCAUUUGACAUUAUGCACAAUACCGCCAUGGAGAUCUUGCGAUUGACUGCACUUGGAAUAGGAAUUGACGAGAACGCAUUUAUUGGUCUAUUUGAUGACAAACCUUUAACUACGUUCCGCAUGAUUCACUACCCCACUUGGGAAAAAACACCCCCGGAAGUGUGUCUGCUGGACAACGGCAAAGUGAUCACAACACCGGAACACACAGACACGGGAUUCAUGACCUUGCUUGCGACCUUUGGUUAUAGCGGUUUGGAAGUUAUGACAACAGAUGGACAUUGGGUAGCAGUUGCUCCGCGCACCAAUAGCCUUGUCAUGAACAUUGGUGACGUAUUUUCACGCAUGCUUGGAGGUCGAUUCCGCGCAACGCGUCACAGAGUAGUAGACAUUGGUGAGGACAGAUUUUCCUUUCCAUUCUUUCUUGAGCCAUCCUUUAAUGCCGAUAUCGGUUUGAAUUUCUUGACAAAAUAUACCGGAAGUGGCCCCGAACACGUACCAGAAUUGUAUGGACCGUGGGUAUUUCACCAGUACAAAUAUGUUAAGAAGCAUUUCGAGUACAGGGUAUUACCGGAUGUUUAA